CAUUUCGUCUUUUAGUUCAUAAGCCUGUGUUCGUUACUCAGUCUCUCUUACAGAGGUGGAGUAGAGGCAGAGCUACAGAAAGGGAAACACAAAAGGAAAACUAGUCAAGAGGCAGCUAAAAACGAGAGACAGAGACCAGCAAAUAGGUAUAUGUCAAGGUCAGAUAUGGCCAGGUUGGAUGUCAUAGAGAUGUUUCAUGGUAUUUCUUUUCCUGGACACCUACACACCCAGGAUUCCUUGCAACUUGCUCUAAAAUUUCCAUUUAAGGACACAGAUAUCCUUAUUGUCUCCUAUCCAAAGUCAGGCACCACAUGGAUGCAGGAAAUUGUGACUCUCACAUCCAGCAGAGGGGACCCACACUUGUCCCAAACUGUCCCAAACUGGGCUCGGGCUCCCUGGCUGGAGCAAUAUUACAGUGCUGCGGUACUAGAGGCCUCAUCAACCACACCCCGAGUCAUCACCACACACCUGCCUCAUCACCUGCUGGGCCCCACCCUCCGGGGCUCCAAAGCCAAGGUCAUCUAUGUGAGCAGAAACCCUAAAGAUGUGUUGGUGUCCUUUUACCACUUCCACAAAAUAGCCAACUUCUUCCCUGAAGCUGGCUCAUUUCCAGAGUUUUUAAAUCGAUUCCUGGAGGGCACAUUGCCCUUUGGCUCCUGGUUUGACCAUGUUAAAGGCUGGACCAGUCAGACAGCAACAAUGAACAAUCUGCUUCACAUCACCUAUGAAGAGAUGUCGCUGGACCUACAUGGCGCCAUAAAAAGGGUAAGCUCUUUCCUACAGUGUCCCCUGGUGGAGGACGAGGUCAACAACUGUGUGAAACACUGCAGUUUCAGCAGCAUGAAAGACAACAAAAUGAUCAACUACACCCUGGUACCUGAAGAGAUAAUGGACCAUAGCAAGGGCUCGUUCAUGAGAACAGGUAAGAUUGGAGAUUGGAAAAACAUGUUCACAGAGGAGCAGAAUCAAUAUUUCAAAAGCGUCUUCAAGUCCAAGAUGCAGGGCUGCACUUUAGAGUUUGUGUGGGAGCAAGAAAAAGAGGAGCCACAUGCUAAUGAACAAAUCUCACGGAAGAACACAGAACUAUGACUAUGAAAUUUGAAUUCAUGUUGCAUCCUAUGAGAUGCAUCACAAGUGGAUUGUUUUCUGUAGUUUUUUGUAGUUUUUCUGAUAUUAGCUGUAUACAUCCUUCUAACAUGCAAUAAAUUUAAUCCUGAAUGAAAAUGUAUGUAAAACUUCACAUGUGCAGAGUUACAGUUAAUGGGACACUGUUCAGCACCCUUCAAUGCCUCUUAUGUAUAUUGCUAUCUUGCUUUCAUCAAUGAAAUGAUAUGACACUUGAUGAUGAUAUAUUCACUGUUUUGAUGCAAAAAAUUAAAUAUAUAUUAAAUGGAUGAAAUUAAUAAUAUGCAGUACAAACAGAGAAAUUAAUAGUUAUGUAAGCAGCACGGCAAUGCGCAGCGGGGAAAGGACAGAUCAAAGGUUUUAAAAUAAAGCUCCUCGUCCAGAGGGAUGAGCUGUCCUUGUGCGUCCUGUCACUUCACACACCCAAAGAAAGGUGUUGUUCACCCUCCAGUUUCCAUGCACUGGAGUGCUUUGAUCGAAUCCUAUUAAUUGUAUGUGUGUGUGUGUGUGUGUGUGUGUGUGUGUGUGUGUGUGUGUGUGUGUGUGUGUGUGUGCGCGUGUGUAAGAGCGAACAUAUGGUACAAAGUAUACAGAACACACUGUACUCUGUGACCGCAAGGAGGAACUCUGAUAUGAGCUUUAAUCCACAGAGGCUCAUAGCUGACAUCUGAUUGAUAAAUAUGAAACUAGGAGAUGGUUGUCAUAGCAUAAAGAUAAAUCAACAUUACCUCUUCCACUCAAUGUAAUAUUUUCCAGUAUUAUUUGAAGGCAAAUUAAAGAAAAAGUUUAGGUCAUUCUUAUCACGCUGGUGUAUGUUCAAGCGUUCAUUUUUAUGAUAAGUUUGGUUCUAAUUAGUUAUUUGAUGUUAUAAAAACGGGGUUUUACGUCACGAUUGUCAGCUGGGGCAGAUUGAGUCGGCUGGGUGUAUGGGCGGGACCUCGAUACCGCGGCUCCAACCCUGAUCACUACUGCGCAGACUCUGGCUCAAAAUGACGUAACUAGCACAAGAUGGCAGCUCCUGUAUCUGGGAUAUUUUGGCUUAAUUUUUGUGCAGUUGGAGGAAGUGGAGACGAGAAUAGUACAUUAGUAUGUGAUUCCGAACACAACCCAAUAAUCCUUUGCUAUACUAUUUCUUGGCCAGGAGCAAUGAAUUCUUGAAGUCUGUGCUGGUUGCCUGGCAACCUCACGGUGACGAUAAGUGGAUA
Messenger RNA from Siniperca chuatsi (mandarin fish), 2330 nucleotides. It is a transcript of the gene sult5a1, whose product is annotated as sulfotransferase family 5A, member 1. The record is from RefSeq and is a predicted model, not a curated record. Gene Ontology annotation, biological process: sulfation. NCBI's taxonomy places the organism in Eukaryota, Metazoa, Chordata, Actinopteri, Centrarchiformes, Sinipercidae. Gene Ontology annotation, molecular function: sulfotransferase activity. The transcript is spliced from 6 exons. Gene Ontology annotation, cellular component: cytoplasm. The coding region runs from base 151 to 1089 and encodes 312 amino acids.